UGAACACCCUGCAGUCCUUUGCUGCCUGGUCAUUUGAUUUCUGUGUAUCAGCCCUUAAAACAACAAGCUACCUUAAGACGACCUGUGGUCGUAAACCAGUUGAAACAAUGGGAACUGUGAGGUUUCCUGCAUUGCUUUUUGUACUCUUGUACAGUACAGUUGGUCGGGUAGCUGAUGUGGUGAUAAAAUUAGACAUGUUUCCUAAAGUUGUGGAUUACAGCAGUUGCAGGGAUGAGAUGCUUCAGAUAGUAACCAAACCAGGAGGUCUUCUGCAACAAGAGCUUAACAACAGUACAGAUUUUAAGUUGAUGUGGAAAGCUAAUGCAACAUGUGAAGAGAAGAUUCCAGGGGCCACACAGGAGCACAUGGCUGCACUGAAGAGCUAUGCAGAUGCUAGUCCUAAAUUUCAUGAAUUAUUCAACAUGAAGCUUUACAGCAAAGGCAAAAACAUCACAACGUACCAAAAUGAGUUUCCUUUUAAAUCUCUUUACUUCCUGCUGACAGAUGCCAUGCAACGUUUAAGUAAAGACAUGUGUCAGAUGAUUUAUUCUGGCAUAGAAAAUGAAGAGCUAACAGCUGGGGAUUUGGUCAGAUUUGGGACUUUCUUGCCAGCAAGACUGAAGUAUAGUGAUGCAUUAGAAGAUAUAGUAGAUGUUAGUGGGACUGUUUUUAACAUCACUUCUUGUUCUGUGUUCAACCUUGACGAAAAGUGUAAGUCAGAUGAAAUUGAUCUGCUAAUUUCCCCCAUGGAAUCUUUCAAGGUUAAGGAAAUCAGGACAUCUGUUGAUAAUGGAGAUGAAACAUAUAAACAGGUCGCCUUGGUGCAACAUUCUUUCAGGAGCUCCUUCGACUGCAAAUCCUUUUUCAGGUCGAGCUCCAAACCUGAGAGGUCUUCUUCUAAUUUGCUUUGUUCCAGUUUAACGAAACUGAUGGCUCCCUUUGUGAUGGUGUACUUAUACAAACUGGAUCUGUAAUAUAAAUAACUCUGUAUGGUCUCAAACCAUACAAAUCAAAGGCAACAUUCAAAUUUUUUCAAAUAUACACUAAAAAAAAGAAAUCCGUAAAAAAAUGGAAUUUUCUGUAAACUGUAAAAACAGAAAUACACCGUAAAAUAUUUUUUCUGUAAAAUUAGAGGAUAUAAGGAUAUAUAUUAAAUUGUUUUACCUAUUUUUCAUGAAAAUGUGUUGUCUCUUUCUGUAAUUUUAUAGUUUUUGACCAUAUUUCAAAUAUAAACUGUAAAAUAACUUCUUCCCUGUAAAAUUAAAAUUUCCCUGGUUUUCUUGUAAAUUUGCGUCCAUUUUCUGUAAUUUUACAGUUUUGACUAUAUUUAAAAAAAAUACAUAAAAACUGUAAAAAACAGUAAAAUUGUGAAAAAUUUACGUGGAAAAUCUGUACAUAUACAGAACAGAAACAUAAGAAUUCUGUAAAAUAUUUUUUUUUACAGUGUACCCAAUGUUCUCUUAAGUUUAAAAA
Triplophysa rosa is the source of this 1473-nucleotide messenger RNA. Its product is annotated as GPI-linked NAD(P)(+)--arginine ADP-ribosyltransferase 1. NCBI's taxonomy places the organism in Eukaryota, Metazoa, Chordata, Actinopteri, Cypriniformes, Nemacheilidae. The transcript has 4 exons. The record is from RefSeq and is a predicted model, not a curated record. Bases 108 to 974 code for a protein of 288 amino acids. Gene Ontology annotation, molecular function: NAD+ poly-ADP-ribosyltransferase activity; NAD+-protein-arginine ADP-ribosyltransferase activity.